CCGGCGGUGGAGGGAGGACGAGACAGAGCCCCGCACUCUCUCGUUUGCCGCGCUUCCCGAUCGGCCAGCUAAUCCGACCAGACAGCAGCGGCAAGCCGCCGCCGGCACGCGACCGACGUUCAGGUUCCUCAAGGACUCGCCGCGCUGCUGAGUGCUCCCACGAGGCUUGGCGCCCGUCUUCGGAGAAAACCGUCAGGGGCCUGUCCUGGACGGCGCCGCCUUCUGGAAGCGUCCUCUUCCUCGAACGGAGAAGUGGUGACGUUCGCUGGACAUUUGAUGAAAUGCUGGAAGAGACUUGUAGUGUGUGACAUCCCCUGAACUGCGCCUUUCUCCUGGAAGAGACAAGUGGCGGCGUCCCCUUGGCAUUUGGUGGACGGCUAGAAGACACAAGUGGUGACGUCCACUGGACAUUCAGUGAAUGUCUUGGCAGAGACGAAUGGUGAGUGACGUCCCCUGGACUGUGCGUUCCUCUUGGAAAAGGCAAGCGGUGACGUCCCCUGGACGUUUAGUGAACGGCCGGUAGCGACAAAUUGUGAAAUCCACUUGGUGACGUCCACUGGACGUUUCGUGGACAGCUGGUGCAUACAAGUGGUGACGUUCACUGGAAAUUUGGUGAGUGGCUGGAAGAGACAAGUGGUGGCAUCACCUGGACGUUUGGUGAAUUACCGGAAGAAACGAGUGUGAACGGCUGGAUUACGGGAUGUUAGUGUGUGCAAAGUGGGGGCUCCGACACGUGUACCCGGAUUAGCGACAAGUCAUCGCUUGUGGUGGUUCCUUCAUCUGUGGCGCGCGAGUGCUAUUGAAUAGGACCUCCGCAACGCGCCCUCCUGGAUUACGCCUACCACCGGGACCGGAGAAACACGAGUGACACGUCAUCCCGUCGUGAUCGCUUCUGGCAGCGACGCACCAGAAAAUGGUGGCCGUCUAGUCCGCUCGCCGCGGACUAAGCGAGCCUCGAUAACGUGUCCACUGCAACGUUGCCCGCACUGUAAUGUUCUUACAAGGAUAGGCGAACGAAAGUUAGGGUUAGUUGGCCAGCAUGCCGUCGACACCGCGACGGGGAGGAUUCCCCGACGACAGCUUCUUCCCGAAGAAGGUGAUCGAACUGGUCACCAUGGAACCGAGCGGGAGUCGCCGCAACCGACAGCAGUCCGCGGUGGAACCAGGCCCGGUCUUCGACGACGACAGUUGCUCCGGGGACGGUUCGGACUCCGGCACGGACCCUCUGGAGAACAAUCCGGGCAUCCAGGCAGCCGUGAGCAAGGUGCUCCAGAGUUACGACUGGUCGCUGGUUGCCAAGACCACGCGCCAGGGUGGCUCCGAGAAGAAACGUCUGCACGUCAAGAGACCAAUGAAUGCCUUCAUGGUCUGGGCGCAGGCGGCGCGCCGCAAGUUGGCCGAUCAGUAUCCUCACCUGCACAACGCGGAGCUCAGCAAGACGCUCGGCAAGCUGUGGAGGGUGCUGGGCGACGACGAGAAGCGUCCGUUCAUGGAGGAGGCCGAGCGACUACGAUGCAAGCACAAGAAGGACCACCCAGACUACAAGUACCAGCCCCGGAGGAGGAAAGGCGGCAAGGGCUUCGAGCCUUCCGCGGCGCCAGCCCCGGCCGCCGGCAAGGGCCGGACGGCCGGCAGAGCGUCGGCCACCGCCACCGGCACCCAGCACGGACACGCAGUAUCCGCAGGCUCCAGGGGUCAGCCAUCGCACCUGUCGCCACACCAGUCACACCAGCAACAGCAACAGCAGCAGCAACAGGAGCAGCACCUGCUGCACCAGCAGCCACCGCACCAGCAGCCGCCUCUUCAGCGACCGGAGUGCGCGGCGUCUUCUGUCGAACCGUGUCCAUCUUCAGAGCAGCGGCACGUCCUUCAGGACUGCGGCUCUGGACCCUGCUCGUCGGCAUCCACGCCUCCGUACGCCAGGACGGCUCAGGGCGUGCCGUCACUGCAGAGUCCUCCGACGCCUCCCACGACACCGCAGCAGGCUCGCUUCGUCACCUCGUCCUCGGUGGUGCACGAUCCCCUGGCCCUGGGCUCGGCUCUCCAAGUCGACUGCGCACCUCAGCACAGGGGUCAGUAUCCCAGAGCCGUCCUCAACGGCCCACUCAGCUCCCAUAAUCCUUACGUGCGAAGGUAUCUUGCCACUAAGUCGCAUUUUCAAAUGGUAGCUAUCGCCCGAUAA
Molecule: messenger RNA, 2182 nt
Organism: Ixodes scapularis (black-legged tick)
Lineage: Eukaryota; Metazoa; Arthropoda; Arachnida; Ixodida; Ixodidae
Product: transcription factor SOX-10
Exons: 5
Coding region: 1040-2182 (380 amino acids)
Biological process (GO): regulation of transcription by RNA polymerase II
Cellular component (GO): nucleus
Molecular function (GO): DNA-binding transcription factor activity, RNA polymerase II-specific; RNA polymerase II cis-regulatory region sequence-specific DNA binding
Source: RefSeq, a predicted model, not a curated record